AUGGGACGCAGGGACGAUGCGGAUGUCACCAUUCCCUACAAGACAUGGCGUUGUGGCGGUCGCGGCCAAGUCAACCGCAGUCGGGAAAAGCAAGAGGUGAAUACGCAGAAGUGGCAAUACAGAAAGGAUGCAGCAUGGAUUACUGGCUAUUGCGAACGCAAGACAUUAUUUAAGGUUUCGGACAGUCUCAAGGCUCACAGUAUCGGAAAUCGGGAAAGCAAUGGUGCCAUCCGAGUUCACUCAUUUCCAGCUUGCGGCAUCAGCCAUUGUGGCUCAAGACGGGAAUGUGUCAGGUAUAUAGCACAGCAUUAUCAUUUCAUCAUUGUCUCCGGCAUCCCAGAGUGUUUCCAGAGUGCCGCCGAUCUGGUUUACGACGCCUUCGAACACAAUGUGGUGCCCGUGGUUCUCCAGGCCAAGUCGUGGAAUAAAUUUCCUCGAAAGUCCAUAAUCAGCUCUUCAACGAUGCGCAAUCCUGGUGAACUGGCGGCGUAUCUCAGGACUCUCAUCGACAAUCCGAAACUAUACAACCAGUACUUUGCUUGGAAGAAUACGUGCAAAGUGGCAGAGCCCAGAAGUUUCCUGCUCACAGCACCGCUGGUCCUCUACAGCCAAUGCCCUACCCUGCCCGACCAUUCGACCGUGUAG
Messenger RNA from Rhipicephalus microplus (southern cattle tick), 645 nucleotides. Its product is annotated as glycoprotein 3-alpha-L-fucosyltransferase A-like. NCBI's taxonomy places the organism in Eukaryota, Metazoa, Arthropoda, Arachnida, Ixodida, Ixodidae. The record is from RefSeq and is a predicted model, not a curated record.